Messenger RNA from Polyodon spathula (Mississippi paddlefish), 2929 nucleotides. Its product is annotated as leucine-rich repeat-containing protein 37A-like. The transcript is spliced from 10 exons. Lineage: Eukaryota; Metazoa; Chordata; Actinopteri; Acipenseriformes; Polyodontidae. The record is from RefSeq and is a predicted model, not a curated record. Gene Ontology annotation, molecular function: protein binding. The coding region runs from base 919 to 2118 and encodes 399 amino acids.
GUAUUUUUUUAGAUGCAUCUCGCUGACUUAUCCAUUUUUAGCCCUCUGGUGGCGUAUAUUGGCAAUACACCUUUUCACAUAUGAUUCGUUUGGACGUUGUGUUUGAGAAUCCUCCAGGUUAAACCAAAUGGACUGAGAGCACUUCAGUGCGGCAUUGGACUUCGUUUAGUAUGUUACCAGCCUGGUUCAAAUGGGUUACUUCAGUGCAACAGGAAAGCAAAACGGCCUAUUUUCACUUUGUAAGGAUAAAGAAUAAACCAACAACCCAAACAGGGAAUUAUCAAUGAUAGGAAAAAACCUGAUCACUCAAAACAUGAACCACAUGCAACUAUUCGUGUUCUUUGGUAAACUACAGUAUAUACAUUUUAACUUUUUGCUGUCCAGUGUCUGAUAUGUUUGAUAUUAGGUGUGAUUUAGAAAAUUGGUGCUAAACUGUUUUGAAAGUUUAACACCGGCGAGCAGACUACUGGUGCUAAAUGAUCAAACCCCACCCUAAUCAAGCAACUCCCAAGAUACAUUAUUGUUUAACUCACAGGGCUAACGUAAACAUGUUUAAUGUGGAUCUCUUUUUUGUGUGUGCGCGGGAGGGUCUGCAUUAGUAAACUACAACUAGUCUUAAUCUAGUUUUAAUCUGAAUGGGCUCUAGCUAAUCAACGUUUUGGUGCGCUGACAUUGUGAUUAUCAAUAGCAGGCUAUCCUAAAUACAAACAAGUGGAUCAGACUCAUUUCAUUCUAGUUUUUAGGCCCAUCAAGUGGACUAAAAUUGAUAUUCAGCAAUCGACCCCUAUGCAGUGUGCGAUAAAAAAAGGCGCGUUUAAUGUUUAAGUGCUGUAGGCUACAUGUAUUACAAAAAUACGAUUGUUGUACUACAGCUUGUGAUAUUUUUUAAAAAUGUGAUAUACAAAAUCCGAUUCGCUGAUGAGGUCGACUCUAAAGUUUACAAAAAAAAAUCGAACGCAAACGGAAAACUAUAGCGAGACAAAAUUCAAAUUAAAUCCCAUAACUGUCUAUAGAUCGUCCCUGACCCGUGCCUUUUCAUUUUGUUUUACAGCAUUCUGUUUGUGGUUAAUUUAUUUCAACCGGCAAAACUUCAAAAUGAGUCACACGUGGUUGCGAGGAAGCGACAUUAUCAUCGCGAUGGCAGGUUUUCCACAUGUAUUGCUUCUGCUGUCGUUAUUUUGCUUCCUGGGAGAUUUUUCUAACAAUAUUUUCGCCACUGCUGCAGCAUUAGCGUGCCCACCGGCCCCAUGCUUGUGUUUUCGAAACAUUCUGUCCUGCACUUCGGAAGAUAAGCGGUUAAAGUUGAAAAACAUCCCCGCAUUAGACUCAGCAGCAGACUUCUCUAUCCUAGAUUUCCGUGGUAACAGUAUUUCCAAAUUAAAAGGAGCGACAUGGGCUCAGUAUCAGAAUGCAGCAUACCUCAAUUUGAAACAUAACAAUCUGACGGAAGUAAACAAACUCUCCUUUGCUGGCCUGUUCAAAUUAAAAUAUCUGUUUUUAUCUGACAAUCAAAUAAUGUUCAUGACAAGUUAUGCCUUUGAGCCACUGUUACAUAUCCAAUUAAUUGAUCUCAGUAACAACCAGCUCAUUGGUAUUCAGGAUGAUCUUUUCAAGUCAAACUCCGGAUUCCCUUACUUGAAAGUAUUAGAUCUGAGCAACAACCACAUUGUAACCAUUGGCUGCGAUGCUUUCGGAAUGCUUUCCCAACUGCUUUUCUUGAAUAUGAGUGGCAACGAUCUGGAUUUCAUAGGCGAUCGUGCUUUUGAAAAUAUGACAUCAUUAAUGUAUUUGGAUAUCCACACAAGCCAAAUCUCAAUAAAAACGCUUGGAGUUAUACUGCAUAAGACAAAAAGUGUUAUAAACCUGUAUCUGUCCCAUGCCAGUAAAUGCUGUUUGUGCAUGUUCCCAAGUCACGCUCGCUUCUAUCUUAGCAGAACUUUGGAACUGGAUUGCAAAGAUUUGAAAUGUGAAAUAACUUUGAAAAAAUGCUAUCCAAAUGAAGAAAAUUCCCUGGAGUCUGUAAGACCCAGCUGUAAUCAGAGGAUUCCUGAGAAAACACCAAACAUGAAUGAAUCCAAGAGUUUAUUUAGGCGUAACGACUUUAACUAUUAUAUCUGAUAUGAAAAGUACUACUACUGCUGUAACCAUAAACAACACAGACAAACGUGUGGAUAUUAACUGUGACUUGCUUGCUAUUUUCAGUUUGCUCUCCUUUGCUUCAUUGGAUCGGAAUGCCAAAGAGGCUCCGUGUUUAUUUCAGAGAUCCUACCUCUUGAGAAAGAGAGGCUCCAGACUUCCAUCAUGCUAGUAGGAUUUGCUAGUAAUGAACCCUCUACACAGACUCCAUCCAAUUCCACUAAUAAUAUUUUUACUGGUUACAAAGAAUACUUUAAACAAUAAUAUAGUAUACUAAUAACGGUAUAUCAUAUUAUAUUAUUGAAAACUAACAUUAAGAAUAUAGCAUUAUACAUGUAUAAGUAGGGUACUUCAACAAUUUUAGAUUCUCCCAUUUGUGUCAAGCAAAUCAGCCCUGUUCCAGCAGGAUUCAGCUUCUCUUUCGUUCAGCUCUGAGUGGUUCAGCGAAGGCCACGACAGGAUGAGAUAGCCAUCUUUUCACAUCACAGGUAUGAGGGACAAUAAAUAGCCUUUACUUGAUACCUGCAAGAUAUCUGGACACGUCAUUCAGGAAUACCUUCUUUACAUUCCAGUUAACUCAAAUGUGCCUAUCUUACAAUAUGAUCAGUUUCAAACCCUAUUCGACUAAUCCUACAUUAUCUGGAUCAAUAUUCAGAUGCGAGAAUGACACUCCUUCUGGGCCAUCACAUUUAAAUAGCAUUCGACAAUGCUUAACCAUAUGGCAAAAAGCAGGGCAGGGUUUUGGCCCUAUAAAUGCUCUCCUGAUCAUUCAUUUUAUGACCAAACUCCUCAA